Caenorhabditis bovis is the source of this 357-nucleotide messenger RNA. NCBI's taxonomy places the organism in Eukaryota, Metazoa, Nematoda, Chromadorea, Rhabditida, Rhabditidae. The record is from the annotation of a GenBank genome assembly.
AUGGCGACGAUGGAUCUCAUCAAACUUCAUGGUGGCGAGCCGGCGAAUUUUCUCGAUGUUGGUGGCGCCGUCACUGAGGAUGCCGUCUUCAACGCGGUUCGAAUUAUCACGUCCGAUUCGAAGGUGAAAUGUGUUCUUGUCAACAUUUUUGGAGGAAUUGUGAACUGCGCGACAAUCGCGAAUGGUGUGGUGAAUGCGGCGAGAAAAAUUGGGCUCAAAGUGCCAUUGGUUGUUCGACUUGAAGGCACCAACGUCGACGCGGCCAAAUUGAUAAUGAAGAAGUCGGGACUUCCGAUUCUCACCGCCAACAAUCUUGACGAUGCGGCGAAAAAAGCGGUCGCUGCGUUGUCGCCUUAA